Falco peregrinus (peregrine falcon) is the source of this 5634-nucleotide messenger RNA. RefSeq names its product Scm polycomb group protein like 2 (gene SCML2). Gene Ontology annotation, molecular function: protein binding. Gene Ontology annotation, biological process: regulation of DNA-templated transcription. The transcript has 15 exons. The record is from RefSeq and is a predicted model, not a curated record. NCBI's taxonomy places the organism in Eukaryota, Metazoa, Chordata, Aves, Falconiformes, Falconidae. Bases 963 to 3152 code for a protein of 729 amino acids. Gene Ontology annotation, cellular component: nucleus.
UUCUUAGUGUUGUGUAUCAUCACUGUCUUUAGCUGCUGGGACAACCUGCAAAGCCGAGGGCAGUGCUGUCGUAAUGACAUCGAUAUUCAAGUUAAAUUUUAUGCUCAGUUAUUCUUUAUGAGUAGAGAGACACCUUAAGUGUUUUUAAAAAUUGCAGACUAAUUACUUAUUGCAAUUUAAAGCUGAAACAUUUCCCUACGGUUAUUUUCUGUUUCUCACUGAUUAAUUAGGCUAUAGGAGACAGCCAAAAAUAAUUCUAAAGCCCAGAAGAUUUAAUGAAGAGGUGAAAUACUGAUAACUUACUGAGUUCUAGUAAUGUGAACCUUACUUAUAACAUGCAUGUUCUAGCUAAUGUUUGCUUUGUGAUUAAAACUUUAAAAGCGUAGACUUUGUGGGUAUAAUGGUAGCUUUUCAGACCAUCCUAUGUCUGACCUGUAAACAGCUCUUCAAGUCUGACUGGUUAUGAAUUUUUUAUUAUUCGGAGUAGCAGUCAUAAACCUUCGGAUUUGUAAAGCUUUUGUACUGCACCUUACUCUUUGGAAGUGGCAGAGAAAAAGCAGUCAGUGAGGCAGGCGCUUGGGGUCAGUAACAUCUGUGGCACUUGUGCAGAUGGGAGGAGUAACGGCAGGAAAGCAUUCGCUGUGUUACAGUUAUGUUUUAAGAUGUCAUAUUAACAUUGGGUAGUAAACAGGAAAGUGAAGCGUUGCAGCAUACCAGUUCUCCACGGACCACCGUCAAGUGCUGCUCAGUCCACAGCAACCCAGAGCCCACAUGAGUGGGCUCACUGGUAGCGUGUCCAGGGAAGUUACUUGUACAACCAGGCUGCGUGCUUGGGGGCAGGGGGAGCUGGUUUUCUCCCUUAAGGUAUCAUAAAAUGAAACUGUUGUGCUGAAAGGAAGAAUUAACUGGUCUUUCAACUUCAGCCUUUUUAUUGUGAGAGAGGAGAUCACAGAAGUGUUACCAUGGGGAGAACAGCAGCUAAAGAUUCAAAGAAUAUUAAAAAAGAGAAAGAUGGACAGAAUCAGCAGGGAAACAACACAUCUUUAAAAAGUGAACAGUUUAAUUGGGAUGAUUAUCUGAAAGAAACUGAAUCAGUGGCUGCUCCUCUACAUUGUUUCAGACAGUCUAGAAUUCCACCUACAAACGAUUUCAAAGUUGGUAUGAAACUGGAAGCCCAUGAUCCUCGCAAUGUUACCUCGGUUUGUAUAGCUACGGUAAUUGGAAUCACCGGUGCCAGGCUAAGGUUGCGGCUGGAUGGAAGUGACAACAAAAAUGAUUUUUGGAGGCUUGUGGAUUCCUCAGACAUACAGCCCAUUGGGACCUGCGAAAAGAAAGGGGGCAUGCUCCAGCCUCCACUUGGGUUCCAGAUGAAUGCAUCUUCUUGGCCAAUGUUUCUCUUAAGAACUCUCAAUGGAGCUGAAAUGGCACCUGCAGCAUUCUUUAAGAAGGAACCACCAAAACCUGUGCCAAACUGCUUUAAAGUUGGAAUGAAACUUGAAGCUAUAGAUAGAAAAAACCCAUACUUGAUUUGCCCAGCAACCAUUGGAGAUGUUAAAGGAGAUGAAGUUUUUGUUACAUUUGAUGGCUGGAGAGGAGCAUUUGACUAUUGGUGCAGAUGUGAUUCUCGAGAUAUUUUCCCCGUUGGAUGGUGUAGCUUGACAGGAGAUGCAUUACAACCACCAGGGAACAAUGUUUCCAUUACAAAGAGCAGUGCAAAAAUCCAAUCUUCCCCUUCCAAAGUGACCCGGCGUUCAAUGCAGUCUCCACAGAAAUCUGCUCCAGUACCAGCGCAACGGGGCAGGAAACCAGGUCGGGGCAAACCCCCUGGACAGUCUGCAGUUCCCAAGAAGGGCAGGUCUCCUAAAAACAUUCCCCUGACAAAAAGCACCUCUCAUACUGAAAAUCUUAAAACAAGGAAAAAAAGUUUAAAACCUGGAAAAAAGAAAAAAGUCUUACUGGAACAACUGACUCCUGCAUCUCCUUCUCCUCAUUCUUCUCCUGAGGGGGACAGUGGCACUACACAGAUACUUAAAAGUGGAAUUGGUUUGACUGGUGCAACUGCAGCAGUUAUAUCCACAGUGUGUGUUUAUGUCAACAAGCAUGGAAAUUCUGGGCCUCACCUGGAUAAGAAGAAGGUUCAGCAGCUUCCAGAUCACUUUGGACCAGGUCCUGUCAAUGUGGUACUUCAGCAGGCUGUACAGGCUUGUGUGGAUUGUGCCUAUCAAUCCAAAACAGUCUUUGGAUUUCUGAGAUCUGGCCAUCAUGGAGGGGAAAUGAUAACUGCUUCCUUUGAUGGGGAAAAGCAUGCCAUCAAUCUUCCUUCUGUAAACAGUGCAUCGUUUGUCCUGCGCUUCUUGGAGAAACUCUGCCACAGCCUGCAGUGUGAUAAUCUCUUCAGUAGCCAACCUUUCAGCCCUUACAGGGGAUGUGCACAUAGUCCUACAGAAUAUGAUAGGAACAAACCAGCAAAAGAAGAAAUACCUGAAAACAGGAGUGCUAAACGAUACUCUCAGGACUCUCCACCAUAUACUGCUCCUCUUUCCCCUAAGCUUCCCAGAAAUGAUGCUCAUCCAUCUGAAGCAGAAACAUUACCUAUAGAGGAAAACAGCACUUCCAAAGAACACCGAUUUCCUGAGGACUCUAUGGAUUCUGCACUUAAUUCUGUAAAUCCUUCAAGCCCGACCCGUCGAAAUUCUACUGAAUAUCGUACUUCAGGAAGUGCAGCGUAUUACAGAAAUUCCCUUCAGCCAGUGACUGCUACCUCAAAUUCAGCCCCAGUCCUGCGCAGGCUGUCCUUGAGCUCCGCUGGGAGCAGUGGUUACUAUGAAGUUAGUAGGAAUCGAAUACAGGGGCGGAUUGAAGCUGCAAGUUCCACAACUGGACCGGAUUUGAAUUCACUAAAAAGGGAACCUUCAAGAAUACUGAAUAAGGAUCCUUCCACCUGGUCAAUAGAGGAAGUAAUGCGUUUUGUGAAAGAAGCUGAUCCACAGGCACUAGCUCCACAUGCAGAACUCUUUAGGAGACAUGAAAUUGAUGGGAAGGCACUACUCUUACUGAGGAGUGAUAUGAUAAUGAAAUAUAUGGGACUGAAGCUGGGGCCUGCCCUAAAGUUGUGCUACCACAUUGAAAGACUUAAACAAGGAAAGUACUAGCCAGCGGGGAUACCGCAAAUAUGUGUGUUUGUAUCGCACUAAGCUCUCAGGUUCACAGCCAUUGCCUUUAUUUGAAACUUAUUUUGCUGAUAUAAAUAAUCUUUAUUUUUUGAAAGUGUUCUCAAAAUGGAAAAAAGACAUUCAGGAUAAAGAGGGGGGGUCCGGGGAAUCUGUAUGACGUCUUAGAAGUGUUCAAGGCUGGGUUGGAUGGGGCUUUGAGCAACCUGGUCUAGUGGAAGGUGUCCCUGCCCGUGGCAGGGGCUUGGAACUAGGUGAUCUUUAAGGUCCCUUCCAACCCAAACUAUUCUAUGAUUUUAGUGUUUUGCGAACUAUUUCAGGAAGUUUUCAGGGAAGGACAGUUGAUCGUACUGGGGCGGGCAGGUGAGGUAACAGUGCUCUCUGAAUUCUGGAAAGUGCAUUCUCCGUUACAGACUUCAGCCAAUGUGUUCAUAUUCAGAACCAAAACAGCUGAAUCCCAAAUGAAAGUAAUAAAACAAACCAGCAUCAGGUGUUAAUACUUUUUAUAGGGGUGAUUGUAAACUUUUAUAUUGCAAGAAAAAUUUAAAAUAGAAGAUCUCAUCUCUGUAGUGAAAAUACUGUGUCUGGUCCUCCAGCAGAGUAGUACUCUAGUAUAUUAUUCUAGAUGAUUCUUCCUAGAUUUCCAUAAAGGGAAUAGCCAUAUGAAUUGGUCAUGGGGGAUGGAGGUGAGGGGAGGGAAGGGUUAUGGAGGAGAGGGUUUAAUACAAAUAUAAGCUUUUAUAAAGUGUGAUUAUCAGUCCUUUGGUAAGUUAUGAGGACAAAUGUAUGGUAUGUUGUCAAUUUAUGCAGACAAUAAAUAUUUCUGUUUCAUGGAAGGGCAUAUUGGCUGUAUAAACAGCCAUUUCUGGGACAGACUAAUUUAACUGGAACCAUGCAUCCACAUUUUAAACAUUCCAUCUUUUUGCUGAGUUUGGCAUGGAUAUGUGUGUUCAUGCUUUUUUAUAUAUACAUGUGUAUGUGUCGGGAAAUACAUACUAUAUAUAUAUAUAAAAAUAUAUAUACACACUGUACAUAUGUAUUCAGUUUUUUAACGUGUACUUUGCACUGUGCCAGAAAGAACUGUACAAUUUCAUGUUGGUUUUUUACCAGUAAAUUUAGUUGUGUACUACUUUCAUUAGCACCUGUUUAAUUUGUUGUCCAGUCAGAAGGUGACAAACAAUCAAAAGGUGGCUUUAUUCAUACAGGUAAGAUCCCUGUACUAUGCAAUACUCUUGGUUAUUCAUCCCUUAACUCUGAGCCAUAUAUUCUGGUAUAUUUCUGGAAAGACACAUUUGGUUCUGAUGCUUUGGGCUUGUAUUUCCUAGAAGAAAGUGCUACUAUGUAACCGAUAUGCCCUUUUGGGGUAAAAUCAGUGCUGUUUCUAUAAGCUGCAAGAACGAGUGGUGAUAAUAAAGCAGUUUGUUGUCACUGCCAAUUGUAAUAUACAUCAGGGACAAGAAAAUACACUUUCUGUGUAGGAAACUGAAUGUACUAUAUGUAAUAGUGCAAGUGAUAAAAACUGUUUCCUAGGGAAGGUGUAGUCCUAAAAUGGUAGGUUUUAUUGUAUUUCUUACUGCCUUUUUAUGUGAAAGCAUAUAGUAUAAAUAUAUUUCUUACAAAUUCCUUUUCUGAAAAUGCCUUGCUUUACCAAUAGUCUGAUACUCCUCAGGUUUCAGCAGAGAUACUGCUGCAAAAUAAUAAAUUUUGUGGCUCAUAAGCGUCCGAGUAUUUUGUUAGUUUAAGUGACUGCAGUGCAAUUUUAAUUUAGCAAGUCAUUUGGACUUUGAGAAUUGGUUUUAUUGUUACAUCAUUAGACAUUUGACACUAAAGGUUAUCUAUAUCUGUUUGUUUUGCAUAUCUUUUGUGGUGCAUGUGUGCUUAGAUGAAUAAUACAAGGGUGUUCUUUAUAGUAAGAAAAGGUCAGAGCAUUGACUGAAGAAACAGAAUAUUUUCUCUUUGUGUUGGGAAAAUACUGACUUGAUUGUUGGUGUAACCAUAUGAAAGUUAGUUACAUAUUGAGGAAAACAGCAUGCCCCACAUGUUCAGUGUAUUAUUUAUACCUUAUUUCUUCCACACUUUAUUAUGCUGAAUUUCAGAGUUCUUUAGCUCAAAGAGAUCUCAUACAAUUUAAGUGGAAAUAAUUGACUGAAAACAGUUUUCAUUUUUUAUGUUGCCACUGGCAUAGGAAAAACAAAGAUGUUUUAAGUUUUGUGUUUUGCCUUUAUGGAAUGACAUUUUUUUACAUGGCACUAUUAUGGGUAUAAAUAUUUGUUCGAGGCUUUCUGUGCACCCGUGUGCACAAGGAUUACUGUGCUGUUGCAGUACCGGAAUUUCACCUUGUGCUAUAGAGUGAGAUUCAGGCAUUCAAAAUUUGUAGCAGAAUAUAAUUUUUAUUCUUUAUUUUCAAUGGGAUGUUCUUAUCUAUCAACAAAAAUAAAAUGGUUUGUUCAUUGUUGUAACUGUC